Molecule: messenger RNA, 273 nt
Organism: Colletotrichum orchidophilum
Lineage: Eukaryota; Fungi; Ascomycota; Sordariomycetes; Glomerellales; Glomerellaceae
Exons: 1
Coding region: 1-273 (90 amino acids)
Source: RefSeq, a predicted model, not a curated record
AUGCCAGAGUCACUCCACUCCAGGGCUGUCGCCAAAAAAUCUUUGCUGCUGUGGCGCAGGGCAUGCAGGAUACACCGAACGAGCUCCGGACGACGUUGCCUCUUUCCUCAGCUUCGCCUACUCGUGUUGGUGACAGACCAAUUUAUAAAUGACCUGUCGACGAUGUUGUUUGUUCCUUCGAGAUCUCGAUCUAUAUAUCUGGACAGGGCAGUCAGUCUCUUUUCAUCUUCUUACUUGUACGGCAAGCUAGCCGUGGCUUGUCCGGGGUGCUGA